Molecule: messenger RNA, 1431 nt
Organism: Plasmodium coatneyi
Lineage: Eukaryota; Apicomplexa; Aconoidasida; Haemosporida; Plasmodiidae
Exons: 1
Coding region: 1-1431 (476 amino acids)
Source: RefSeq, a predicted model, not a curated record
AUGCGCGUUAACCUGGUCGAUGGAGAAAUUGAAGCCAUAGAGGAGAGGAAUUCCAAGGAGAAACGUAAAAAUGGAAAACUUGUGAAAGGGCAUGACGAAUCAAAGGGGUACACAGAAUUGGGAAGAAACUUCCAUGUGCUAAAAGACUUAACAAGGAAAAGGUAUCGCAUACGUGAGGACUACACAGGUUAUAAGCAAACAUUCCAUCAAAAGGGAAGUCAGGUUGAAACCAAGAUGGAGGAAGAGUCCAAUGCUAAGGAGGAUACGUGCCUGGAAUCCCCCCGCAACGAUACAGAGCAUUACAACAUCAUGUCCAGCACUGAAACAGUUGUGUCUUCAAAUGACAGUAUUGAGGAUAUGUACGAAACAAACUACAAAUACUUUGCAGUGAGGAAAUAUUCCCUCAGUGAAGAUUCCCCAGGAUCAGCAUCCGACUGGCAACAUAAUUUAAAGUUGGACAGGAUCAGGAGGAACCAAAAUGAUGUCUUCCAAGAGGAUAGACGAUUCGUUAUGCCUCCCAAAGCGUAUGGGAAAAGACGCACAGAGGAAAAUGCUUUAACGAACGAUGCCAAAGAGGAAAAACAAAAAAAAGACGACCAUGUGGUGUACAUGCCAAACCAUAUCUACCUGGAAAGAAGCAAUGGGAAGGUUCUGGAAAAAAGUAGCAUAAGUAACUUCAACCCGCUAGUCCAUGUAAGUAGUAUGCACUAUUACUAUAACCCAUGUGGGGGGCAAAACUGUAAAGACAAUCAAUUCAGUUAUGCCUGCCCCUAUGAUAUUCAAAAUGGAUCAUUUCGUUACGUUUGUCACCCCUUUUGUCAGCCGCAUGACAGUAGGUGCCUUCAUGCAGGAGACCCCGUUAGUCCAAAUGAGGGUAAUGUCUAUAUGAACAAAAGAUGCUCACUGGAAUUCGAUAAUUAUUUGAAAGGCAUGUAUUUCACGAAUAGGUCCUAUAUGGAGGCAGAACUGAGAAAAAGAUGCAGCCAUUAUUUUCGGCCCCUUAGAAGACCCUUCCGUGAAGUGGGUUCCAAUAGGGGAGCCGUUGCCUCUGGUGGUCUCCCCCGUAAGCGUGAAAGUGGUUCUAGCGGCAGAUUUAGCGUUGACCCUGUUGACCAGCUCAACCGGCGAGACCACCCCCAGGGGGCAAACCAUCAAAACCGCUCGCACAACUUGAGGAUGGGACACAAGUGUAAAGGGGAAGAAUAUCACCAAAGAAAAAUUGCCGAGCAGGAAAACUCAACAUGUCCGAGAAAAAAUAAUUUAUUUUCCCAAUUGAUUAAGAACCUCAAGCUGUUGGGAUAUGCCCUAUUUUUUUGUUUCUUCAUAAGCAACGAAAAUAAGGCAAUGAAGGAAAAACAGAACUCCACGCGCGGCGGGAAAAAGGCCUUUCCGCACUCGUCCUCCAUUAAGAGUGAAAGGAGGAGAAAAUAG